AUGGAGCUCAAGAAGCGCCUCAACUUUGGCAGCUUGAUGCGCAAACGGUCUUCCCAGGAUGUCAAUAUCGAUCCAAAUGCUGACACGCCCGAGGCCAAUGCCACCAGGGGAGUGAUGCUCUUCUGCGAGUCUGGUGCCGCCAACUCGGGCGAAGAAGUCCUCCACCUGCCUACCAUCGUCGAGUCCGCCGUCGCAAGCCCGAGCGCUGCAUCAGCCGCCGCCAGACAGAUCCGCAUCUUCCUCUCCAAAGAAAACUACGCCCGCCCUCAUGUCCAGUACAAUGCCAUUAUGCUCAUCAGAAUCUUGGCCGACAAUCCGGGCCCUUCUUUUACCAAGAACCUCGACAAGCAGUUCGCCGAUACAGUCAAGUACCUACUCCGCAAUGGUCAAGACCCAAGUGUAGCGCAGAUUGUCAAGGAGACGCUGGAUUCCAUGGAGCGAGAAAAGGGAUAUGACACCAACCUAAACACGCUGUUCACCAUGUACAAGAAGGAGAAGGGCCUUAUGGCUGUUGCCGCAAAGCAGUUCGGCCCCCGGAAGCUCAAUGCGCCAGGUUGGUCAGGGUCCCAGAACGUACAGGGCGGCUUCAGUUCAGGGCACAGGUCGUCGUCUAAGACAUUGCCGCCACCAGCAGAGCUUGCAGGUCGCAUUGAGGAAGCGCGCACAUCGGCCAAGCUUCUCUUACAGCUUGUCCAGUCCACACCAGCAAAUGAACUACUUGGUAACGAACUGGUCAAGGAGUUCGCUGAGCGCUGCACGACCGCCCAGCGUAGCAUACACGGCUACAUCGCAUGCGACAAUCCGGCACCCGACGAUGAUACUAUGCUCACGUUGAUCGAAACCAACGAGCAGCUCUCCCUCGCUGCUUCCAAGCAUCAGCGCGCCAUCCUCCAGGCCCGUCGGUUCAUGGGUGCCUCGCCGUCUCCACCAGUGCAGAAUGGAAACGCCAUGCCGCCGCCGCCGCCAAAUGGUAACACUAGUCCAGCUGGUGUGCCUACACACAGCGAUGCGCCUUCGAUACCCUCCAUGAACUUUGGAACGAUGCAGCCCACCCAACCGGCUGGCACAACAUCUACCAACUAUGGAAGCGACGAAAACAAUCUUCCUCCGUCACUGCAGGCCGCACCGAAUCGUACACAACCGAGCGCACAAGAAGAGAACCCGUUCGCUGAUCACUAUACGACUACAUACACACCUCCAGCGCACCAGAACUCGUCAUCGGCCAACGAUUAUGGUGGCCCACCAGAUCCUUACCAUCCAGGCUUUCAAUCAACUCCGUCGUAUCUGGGUCGGCAAGAGAGCUCUGCAAACAACUUGACCAUGCACGGUGCGCAACCACCGAUUCAGGAAGAAGACGAACACAUGCGACCGCGCAUUGAACGCCCACGGACGCCUGAUCUCAACGUGCCUCAGCAACAGGCCCACGACGUUUCGCCCGUCGCUGAACGUAAUACCGUCACGUACAGAUACUAG
This is a messenger RNA of Alternaria postmessia, 1473 nucleotides long. RefSeq lists its product as uncharacterized. NCBI's taxonomy places the organism in Eukaryota, Fungi, Ascomycota, Dothideomycetes, Pleosporales, Pleosporaceae. Bases 1 to 1473 code for a protein of 490 amino acids. Gene Ontology annotation, molecular function: phosphatidylinositol binding; ubiquitin binding. The record is from RefSeq and is a predicted model, not a curated record. The transcript is spliced from 4 exons.